AUGGCCACCAUGGCGACCAGCGCCUCCUCUUCACUCUUAAGGAGAGCCAGGAAUUCCCACCUGCCCAAGUCGCUGCGCUUCAGGUAGGGCAGCAUCAUAUAAAUAGAAUUAGAACUCAUUCUAGUUCUGUGGACAGCAUGUCUCCUACUUGUUAGAGAACGAUGAGCUGAAUGACCAACGCAUUGUUUGCUACAUUUAUAAUGAUCUGAUUGGUGACAAUCCUGUCUUUCGUUUUUAUUUGAUGUAGAUGGGACAUGUUUCCUCUGCUGUAAAAUGUGAUGUUUUGUUGUUUCAUACAAUAAUACACUGUUUUUGUCCCAUCUGAACUGGCUAAAUUAUAGAAAUUAACUGCAGUUACAACAUGCAAUAUCAUGCCAGGUUGAAUUGUAUGAUCAGUUCAGAAUCAGAUGGCAGCAUUUUGUUAAUUCAAGGACCUGGUCACAGCUGAGUAAGUUCCUAUCCUUCCUCCCAGCAGACGUAUCGGGUUUCCAUCCUAAUGCAGUGGACAUGGUGAGGACUGGCAAUCUGAUUAGAUUUCAAAAGACUUUGAGGACGGGGGGCAGUAGCACGUUUUUAAAGAGAUCAGACUCCCUCAGCAAUUUACUUAAGUGUUUGCGUUUUGCUUUUUCACCACAAGUGCUCUGCAAUGAAUUUCAGUAUGUAGGCUAGUUAUCCACUUCUGUACUGAUACAAACACUGAUUGUUCUUGACAUAAUGCAUCUUUCUCAUGUUCUCAUAAACAGUGUUAUGAGACGGCUCAAAUCACAACAAAUUACCUUACCGCCCACAAUGUGUUUACGACUUUAGCCUAACUCUGACGCACAGGUACAGAUCUGAAUAAAUACCCAGGUUGUGAAUCACAUAAGUAGCAUUGUUGAAUGUAUGCAUCUGUGGCAUUGGUUGGCUGGAUUGAGAGGGCAGAUCUGUUUCUGCCCAAAUCCUUAAUCUGGGUUUACAUAAUUCAGUUGGCGAGGAGGGUUGAGAUGGCUGAUGCCAGGAGAUUACGGGGGCACAUACAGUGAGGGGAAAAAAGUAUUUGAUCCCCUGCUGAUUUUGUACGUUUGCCCACUGACAAAGACAUGAUCAGUCUAUACUUUUAAUGGUAGGUUUAUUUGAACAGUGAGAGACAGAAUAACAACAAAAAAAUGCAUGUCAAAGAUGUUAAAAAUUGAUUUACAUUUUAAUGAGGGAAAUAAGUAUUUGACCCCUCUGCAAAACAUGACUUAGUACUUGGUGGCAAAACCCUUGUUGGCAAUCACAGAGGUCAGAAGUUUCUUGUAAUUGGCCACCAGGUUUGCACACAUCUCAGGAGGGAUUUUGUUCCACUCCUCUUUGCAGAUCUUCUCCAAGUCAUUAAGGUUUCAAGGCUGAUGUUUGGCAACUCGAACAUUCAGCUCCCUCCACAUAUUUUCUAUGGGAUUAAGGUCUGGAGACUGGCUAGGCCACUCCAGGACCUUAAUGUGCUUCUUCUUGAGCCACUCCUUUGUUGCCUUGGCCGUGUGUUUUGGGUCAUUGUCAUGCUGGAAUACACAUCCACGACCCAUUUUCAAUGCCCUGGCUGAGGGAAGGAGGUUCUCACCCAAGAUUUGACGAUACAUGGCCCCGUCCAUCGUCCCUUUGAUGCGGUGAAGUUGUCCUGUCCCCUUAGCAGAAAAACACCCACAAAGCAUAAUGUUUCCACCUCCAUGUUUGACGGUGGGGAUGGUGUUCUUGGGGUCAUAGGCAGCAUUCCUCCUCCUCCAAACACGGCGAGUUGAGUUGAUGCCAAAGAGCUCGAUUUUGGUCUCAUCUGACCACAACACUUUCACCCAGUUCUCCUCUGAAUCAUUCAGAUGUUCUUUGGCAAACUUCAGAUGGCCCUGUAUAUGUGCUUUCUUGAGCAGGGGGACCUUGCGGGCGCUGCAGGAUUUCAGUCCUUCACGGCGUAGUGUGUUACCAAUUGUUUUCUUGGUGACUAUGGUCCCAGCUGCCUUGAGAUCAUUGACAAGAUCCUCCCGUGUAGUUCUGGGCUGAUUCCUCACCGUUCUCAUGAUCAUUGCAACUCCACGAGGUGAGAUCUUGCAUGGAGCCCCAGGCCGAGGGAGAUUGACAGUUAUUUUGUGUUUCUUCCAUUCGCGAAUAAUCGCACCAACUGUUGUCACCUUCUCACCAAGCUGCUUGGCGAUGGUCUUGUAGCCCAUUCCAGCCUUGUGUAGGUCUACAAUCUUGUCCCUGACAUCCUUGGAGAGCUCUUUGGUCUUGGCCAUGGUGGAGAGUUUGGAAUCUGAUUGAUUGAUUGCUUCUGUGGACAGGUGUCUUUUAUACAGGUAACAAGCUGAGAUUAGGAGCACUCCCUUUAAGAGUAUGCUCCUAAUCUCAGCUCGUUACCUGUAUAAAAGACACAUGGGAGCCAGAAAUCUUUCUGAUUGAGAGGGGGUCAAAUACUUAUUUCCCUCAUUAAAAUGCAAAUCAAUUUAUAACAUUUUUUACAUAAAUUUUUCUGGAUUUUUUUGUUAUUCUGUCUCUCACUGUUCAAAUAAACCUACCAUUAAAAUUAUAGACUGAUAAUUUCUUUGUCAGUGGGCAAACGUACAAAAUCAGCAGGGGAUCAAUUACUUUUUUCCCUCACUGUAUGCCCUCUGUAGAAGACACAGGCACAGUGGAUGGAUGUGUGCUAGUUAAUAGUGAGGCGGCUGCAGACCUGAAAGAAGAGGACAGAGGAGUCUGCUUUCUCUCUCCUCUGUUACUACUCCUAUUACUUGUUCCAAUGGGUAGGCAUCAGCACAUCCCACUCCCUUGUGUGUGAGAUUUUGUGUGAUCCCCUUUAUAAGCUUCUGUUUUUCAAAAUAUCAGUCUAAAGACUACCUGGUUGAUAACUUUGUUGUGACACUGUACAAGCAAGAUAACGAGGAGAAAAUGACAUCCCUUUAUUUAUGGGGAACUCAAGCAAUCAUGCUUUGUAAACAUGUUGCAUGUUGCAAAUCUGAGAUGUAGGGUGUGUUCCAAAUGGAACCCUAUUCAGCCUAGUGGUUGGAGCGUUGGGCCAGUAACCGAAAGGUUGCUGGUUCGAAUACCUAAGUCGACAAGGUGAGCAAGACACUUAACCCUAAUUUGCUCCAGGUGCGCUGUACUACUAUGGCUGACCCUGUAAAACAACACAUUUCACUGCACCUAUCCCUUGUAUGUGACAAUAAAACAUAUAUAUAUAUAUAUAUAUAUAUAUACACAGUACCAGUCAAAAGUUUGGACACACCUACUCAUUCAAGGGUUUUUCUUUAUUUUUACUAUUUUCUACAUUGUAGAAUUAUAGUGAAGACAUCAAUGGAAGUCCCAGAUUUAACUCUGCUGCAGAGGAUAAGUUCAUUAAAGUUACCAGCCUCAAAAAUUGCAGCCCAAAUAAAUGCUUCACAGAGUUCAAGUAACACAGACAUCUCAACAUCAACUGUUCAGAGGGAACUGUGUGUAUCAGGCCUUCAUGGUCAAAUUGCUGCAAAGAAACAACUACUAAAGGACACCAAUAAGAAGAAGAGACCUGCUUGGGCCAAGAAACACGAUCAAUGGACAUUAGACCGGUGGACAUGUGUCCUUUGGUCUGGAGUCCAAUUGGAGAUUUUGGGUUCCAACCGCCGUGUCUGUGAACGCGGUGUGGGUGAACGGAUGAUCUCCGCAUGUGUAUUUCCCACCAUAAAGCAUGGAGGAGGAGGUGUUAUGGUGUGGCGGUGCUUUGCUGAUGAACACUGUCUGUGAUUUAUUUAGAAUUCAAGGCACACUUAACCAGCAUGGCUACCACAGCAUUCUACAGCGAUACACCAUCCCAUCUGGUUUGGGCUUAGUGGGACUAUAAUUUGUUUUUCAACAGGACAAUGACCCAACACACCUCCAGGCUGUGUAAUGGCUAUUUUACUACUAAGAAGAAGAGUGAUGGAGCGCAUUUGCAUUUAGCAUUAGCAUUUGCAUUUUGCAUUUUAGCAGACGCUCGUAUCCAGAGCGACUUACAGUUAGUGAGUGCAUCCAUUUUUCAGUGCUGCAUCAGAUGACCUGGCCUCCACAAUCCCCCGACCUCAACGCAAUUGAGAUGGUUUGGGAUGAGUCGGACCGCAGAGUGAAGGAAAAGCAUCCAACAAGUGCCCAGCAUAUGUGGGAACUCCUUCAAGACUGUUGGAAAAGCAUUCCAGGUGAAGCUGGUUGAGAGAAUGCCAAGAGUGUGCAAAGCUGGCUAUUUGAAGAUUCAGAAAUAUAAAAUAUACUUUGAUUUGUUUAACACUUUUGUUUACUACGUGAUUCCAUUCAUAGUUUUGAUGUCUUCACUAUUAUUCUGCAAUGUAAAAAUAAAGAAAAACCCUUGAAUGAGUAGGUGUGUCCAAACUUUUGGCCCAAGCAAGUUUCUUCUUCUUAUUGGUGUCCUUUAGUAGUGGUUUCUUUGCAGCAAUUCGACUAUGAAGACCUGAUUCACACAGUCUCCUCUGAACAGUUGAUGUUGAGAUGGGUCUGUUACUUGAACUCUGUGAAGCAUGUAUUUCGGCUGCAAUUUCUGAGGCUGUUAACUCUAAUGAACUUAUCCCCCACAAAUGAACUUUUAAGAAGGCACACCUGUUAAUUAAAAUGCAUUCCAGGUGACUAUCUCAUGAAGCUGGUUGAGAGAAUGCCAAGAGUGUGCGAAGUUGUCAUCAAGGCAAAGGGUGGCUAUUUGAAGAAUCUCAAAUCUGAAAUAUAUUUUGAUUUGUUUAACACUUUCUUGGUUACUACAUGAUUCCAUAUGUGUUAUUUCAUCGUUUUGAUGUUUGCACUAUUAUUCUACAAUGUAAAAAAAUUGUAAAAAUAAAGAAAAACCCUUUAAUGAGUAGGUGUGUCCAAACCUUUGACUACUUUUGACCAGAGCCCUAUGAAUGUUGUUUAUAGUUGUAUGUAGGCCAUGAUGCUUUAACCCAGACAUGGGCCACAUAAUUAAUGAAGACUAUUUGCCAGGCCAUUGUGGCCAAUAGCAACAGACAGACAGUUUGUUUUCUCAGCAUGGUAUCAAGAUAACGAUGCCUCAAUUCUCCAAAUGCCUCAAAAUACAAACAUAUUUAAUUAAGGCUAUGGACAUUUAGAAUAAUUGUUACGUAUUUGACACUUUGCAAAUUUCCGGUCUGCUGAGCGCAAACUUGAACAUUGUGAAAAUUCUGUGCAACUUCUGCCGCACGUUUACUGUGAACAAUGAGGCUGUACCCGCUUUAAGUUAGUUAUAACGGUGGCCAAGUAGGCUACUGUGGCUAUUUGAUCAUAAUGUAGGCCUAUCAGAGUGGCCUACCAUAAAAAAACAAUGGAGAAAAUGCAUCCCAUAACAUGGAAAUAGCUGUUCUAUCAUUCAGCCUACAGUAGCAGCCAAUGUGUGGUGUUCAAUGUAGGCCUACAUUCCAUGAGAUUUGUAGGAAUUGACACAAACCUGUUUAUCCACUUGUCCUUCAGACAAGAAACUACUUUACAAAAUACAAUUCAUUAUUAUUCCCAUACCAUUAUGACAGAGAAUCAGACAAAUUAUGUUACCCUCUGACUAUUGGCUACUUAGCUUGUUCAAGCCUGUCUCAAUAUACAACACUGCCCCAAAAUACAACACUGCCCCUUAUAGGGAAAAAAAUCUUUACCUGACUUGCUUUUCAAAGCUGGCUGGCUGGAAAUGCACACGUUUUGUGCUCUUGUAGGAAACAACCACUCCCCCAUUGCUGACUAGAAAUGAGCUAUAACUGGGCUAAUAACGCUACAACGCUCGUGACCAAUGUUCGCUCUAAUUGUUUGGGGCACUGAGCAAAUGUUAGGUCUUGUGUUGCAUUGUAUUGUGUUGUAUGAUGCAAGAAACCACUUUACAAAAUACAAUUCUAAUUACCAUACAGAGAAUGAGAUAAUGUAGGCUUAUUUGCAUAUUCAAGCCUGUCUCAAAAUACAACACUGCCCCUUUAAUUAAGACAUAAGCUUUUUACCUGACUUGCUUUUCAAAGACGGCUUGAAAUGUAGCCUACACGUUUUAUGCUCUUGUAGGAAGCAGUAACUCCCCAUUGCUGACCUAUACUUAUCUAUAACUGGGCUAAUAACUUGCUAACUAGCAAAGAAUAUCAACAAAUGUUCACACGCGUGGCUCUGAACUGAUCUGAAAAGUGCAUUCAUUCACUCACAGGUGAUCGAAAGACCCCUCGAGGGCUACCCGCCAAUAGAAUUCUACUCCUUUGCGCUCUGGCUCUGCCUACAACAAUAUCACAGACUCAAUCUUGGUUUUGGUUUGUUGCAUUGAAAAGGGGCUGAUAUAAUGUUUUUUAGAUCACAGAAAAAACGUAGAUCUAUAUAGUGCAAACUAAUGGGAUGAAUUCAAUGAAGUUCAAUCUCUUGCUUCUCUGCGCGGCCUGGCAUUUCUUCUGCGCGGCAGUUCUGGAGGAGGUGCGGGAGCUGCGCGCCUGCGCAUGAGCGCAGCUUAGAGGAAACAUUGCCAAUGACCAUACUAUAGUUAGAAUAACACACAUCAUGUUGAAAGGGCCUCUCAGAAGGGCCUUGAAUGUCUCUUCUUUUAACUGUUAGAUUUUUCAAACUAAGUUUCCCUAAAAUAAUGACUAAGAUUUGCCUCUCUUCUCAGACAGUCUCCCAGACAAAUCUAUUGUUAUUACGGUAUACAGCUUUAUUUUAUUACAAUAAUGCCUCCAGACUACUUCCUCCUAAAUUGUCUCACUGUCUUCGAUAACUCGUAAACACACCAUUGAUUGUCUGGAAUCUCUUACUUUCCUUCAGACACUCGAGGGUGCGCUGUAGUUCAGAAUAAACAGCUUUAACUGCUUUCAAAUAAUCUUUGGUAUUAACCACCGCUACUGCCUACUUAGUUGUUUUCUAAAGAAUAAAUGAUUACCAGCAACUGAAAGUGACAACCGAUCAGAAUCUAAUUGCGACGAUCUGUCCAUGGGAAUUACUAUCUAUCCAAGCAAUAUUGCUUGUAUAUUACCCUUGCAAAUGAAUACAUUUCUGAGAUAUUUCUUGGUGAUGUUAUACUACCAUAGGAAAUGCUCAUUUACACUGAACAAAAAUAUUAAUGCAAUAUGCAACAAUUUCAAAGAUUUGACUGAGUUACAGUUCAUAUCAGUCAAUUGAAAUACAUUUAUUAAUCUAUGGAUUUCACAUGACUGGGAUUACAGAUAUGUAUCUGUUGGUCACAGAUACCUUAAAAAAAGGUAGGGGUGUGGAUCAGAAAACCAGUCAGUGUCUGGGGUGACCACCAUUUGCCUCAUGCAGCGCGACACAUCUCCUUCGCAUAGAGUUGAUCAGGCUGUUGAUUGUGGCCUGUGGAAUGUUGUCCCACUCCACUUCUAUGGCUGUGCGAAGUUGCUGGAUAUUGGGGGGAACUGGAACACGCUGUCAUACACGUAGAUCCAGAGCAUCCCAAACAUGCUCAAUGGGUGACACAUCUGGUGAGUAUACAAGCCAUGGAAGAACUGGGACAUUUUCAGCUUCCAGGAAUUGUGUACAGAUCCUUAUGAUGUGGGGCCGUGCAAUAUCAUGCUGAAAAAUCUAAAAUGUAAAUGAAAGAUGUAGUGAUGACGGCAGAUGAAUGGCACAACAUCAGGCCUCAGGAUCUUGUCACGGUAUCUCUGUGCAUUCAAAUUGCCAUCAAUAAAAUGCAAUUGUGUUUGUUGACCAUAGCUUAUGCCUGCCCAUACCAUAACCACCAUGGGGCACUCUGUUCACAACGUUGACAUCAGCAAACCGCUCGCCCACACGACGCCAUACAUGCUGUCUGCCAUCUGCCCGGUACAGUUCAAACCGGGAUUCAUCCGUGAAGAGCACACUUCUCCAGUGUGCCAGGUUAGCAUUUGCCGACUGAAGUCGGUUACGACGCCGACCUGCAGUCAGGUCAAGACCCUGGUGAGGACGACGAGCACGCAGAUGACCUUCCUUGAGACGGUUUCUGACAGUUUGCAGAUUCUUCAGUUGUGCAAACCCACAGUUUCAUCAGCUGUCCGGGUGGCUGGUCUCAGACGAUCCUGCAGGUGAAGAAGCGGAUGUGGAGGAUCUGGAAUGGCGUGGUUACACGUGGUCUGCGGUUGUGAGGCCGGUUGGACAUACUGCCACAUUCUCUAAAAUGACGUUGGAGGCGGCUUAUGGUAGAGAAAUUAACAUUAAAUUCUCUAGCAACAGCUCUGGUGGACAUUCCUGCAAUCAGCAUGCCAACUGCACGCUCCCUCAAAACUUGAGACAUCUGUGGCAUUGUGUUGUGUGAAAGAAACUGCACAGUUGAGUGGCCUUUUAUUGUCCCCAGCACAAGGUACACCUGUGUUAUCAGCUCCAUGAUAUGCCACACCUGUCAGGUGGAUGGAUUAUCUUGGCAAAGGAGAAAUGCACACUAACAGGGAUGUAAACAAAUUUGUGCACAAACUUUUAGAGAAAUAAUUUCUUUGUGCGUAUGGAACAUUUCUUGGAGCUUUUACAGUGGGGAAAAUAAGUAUUUAGUCAGCCACCAAUUGUGCAAGUUCUCCUACUUAAAAAGAUGAGAGGCCUGUAAUUUUCAUCAUAUGUACACGUCAACUAUGACAGACAAAAUGAGGAAAAAAAAUCCAGAAAAUCACAUUGUAGGAUUUGUAAUGAAUUUAUUUGCAAAUUAUGGUGGAAAAUAAGUAUUUGGUCAAUAACAAAAGUUUCUCAAUACUUUGUUAUAUACCCUUUGUUGGCAAUGACACAGGUCAAACGUUUUCUGUAAGUCUUCACAAGGUUUUCACACACUGUUGCUGGUAUUUUGGCCCAUUCCUCCAUGCAGAUCUCCUCAAGAGCAGUGAUGUUUUGGGGCUGUCGCUAGGCAACACGGACUUUCAACUCCCUCCAAAGAUUUUCUAUGGGGUUGAGAUCUGGAGACUGGCUAGGCCACUCCAGGACCUUGAAAUGCUUCUUACGAAGCCACUCCUUUGUUGCCCGGGCGGUGUGUUUGGGAUCAUUGUCAUGCUGAAAGACCCAGCCACGUUUCAUCUUCAAUGCCCUUGCUGAUGGAAGGAGGUUUUCACUCAAAAUCUCACGAUACAUGGCCCCAUUCAUUCUUUCCUUUACACGGAUCAGUCGUCCUGGUCCCAUUGCAGAAAAACAGCCCCAAAGCAUGAUGUUUCCACCCCCAUGCUUCACAGUAGGUAUGGUGUUCUUUGGAUGCAACUCAGCAUUCUUUGUCCUCCAAACACGACGAGUUGAGUUUUUACCAAAAAGUUCUAUUUUGGUUUCAUCUGACCAUAUGACAUUCUCCCAAUCCUCUUCUGGAUCAUCCAAAUGCACUCUAGCAAACUUCAGACGGGCCUGGACAUGUACUGGCUUAAGCAGGGGGACACGUCUGGCACUGCAGGAUUUGAGUCCCUGGCGGCGUAGUGUGUUACUGAUGGUAGGCUUUGUUACUUUGGUCCCAGCUCUCUGCAGGUCAUUCACUAGGUCCCCCCGUGUGGUUCUGGGAUUUUUGCUCACCGUUCUUGUGAUAAUUUUGACCCCACGGGGUGAGAUCUUGCGUGGAGCCCCAGAUCGUGGGAGAUUAUCAGUGGUCUUGUAUGUCUUCCAUUUCCUAAUAAUUGCUCCCACAGUUGAUUUCUUCAAACCAAGCUGCUUACCUAUUGCAGAUUCAGUCUUCCCAGCCUGGUGCAGGUCUACAAUUUUGUUUCUGGUGUCCUUUGACAGCUCUUUGGUCUUGGCCAUAGUGGAGUUUGGAGUGUGACUGUUUGAGGUUGUGGACAGGUGUCUUUUAUACUGAUAACAAGUUCCAUUAAUACAGGUAAUGAGUGGAGGACAGAGGAGCCUCUUAAAGAAGUUGUUACAGGUCUGUGAGAGCCAGAAAUCUUGCUUGUUUGUAGGUGACCAAAUACUUAUUUUCCACCAUAAUUUGCAAAGAAAUUCAUUAAAAAUCCUACAAUGUGAUUUUCUGGAUUUUAUUUUCUCAAUUUGUCUGUCAUAGUUGACGUGUACCUAUGAUGAAAAUUACAGGCCUCUCUCUUCUUUUUAAGUGGGAGAACUUGCACAAUUGGUGGCUGACUAAAUACUUUUUUUCCCCACUGUAUAUCCUCAACAUAAAGACAGGAUUUUGAGCAUAUGUCUUUCCCCUGGGUACGUCACUGAACAAAAUGGCCCUCGUCACUAAAGUGAGUUAGAUUUCUUGAUCCAUGAUUCUUAAAGUCAUCUGACAUGUGGCAAUUAUGUAAGGCUACUGUUAUUAUAUCAUAAUGUGGCUAUUAUAUUAUGCAUUUUGUGUUGUGCAUUUACAAUAAGCAUGUGUGAUUUGACUGCACAUUGUCAGUGAUUGUAUCAUUUGGCUAACGUCCCCCUCUCCUACCAUGUGGCUAUGAUGUAAGGGUCUAUUUUUGUGUAAUGUAUUUUCAAUUAUCAUGCAUAAAUGCAUGAAGCAUUUUAAUAUUGUUGCACUUUGAACAUCCAAAUGAAUGGUUUGCCAGUUGGAACGCAUACAGUCCUUUGAUAAACAACACCUUCAGCCAGUGACUUCCAUUCCCCUCCACUACCUGUAGUGUUGUGCUCUGAUGGAAAGCCCAGGUUGUUUUGUCCAAGGUGUUUGUGAGCACAGCAGCACAUCCUCCCUCCGUCAUCCCCUGCUGCUGCUUUAGAGAGUCAAGUCUCCUUGUAGGGGUAUCCCUAUGGAAACUGUCUCAAGGGGCCAAUGGAUUGGCCAGCCCAGGUCCCUGUUUACCACCUGUGAAUCAAAGGAAAUCUGCAGCAAGGAAGAGGGAAGGGCAUUGGAGCUGCUGGUCCUUCUUCACUUUUCAGCAUUUCAUGGGGGUAGAAUGAGGAGUUGAGACUGUAUGGUAGAGGCAGUAGAACCAAGGACAGCGGACUAGAACAGAGAAGAGAAGAGAACCGUCCCAAGGGAAUGUAUUGAGCUACAGAGAGAGAGAUGCUCUGGGGAUAUUCCUUCAAGUGCCUGUUUAGAUGUUUUUCGUAGGUAUUACUGCUUCCUGAAAUGUUCUAGUGAGUGGUUGGAUGCUGGAAUAGUACGGACAAAGCUUGAAUUCCUUACAGAAAGACAACAGCUGGUUGUGUUGUGUUUUGGGAUAACAUGAAGGCUACAGCAGCGAUUCUCAACUGGUGGGUGGGGAGGUUUUGAGUGGUUCGCGGGUGUCUGAAAAAAAUGUAAACAUUUAAAAUACUCCAGUCUGAACUUAAAUGACUUUAACCAGGUAGAAGGUGUGUAGAAAUGAUAAUGAACUUACAUUUUUAAAAAUAAUUUAAUCUCUGAACAACUUUUCUUCAAUCACAGUAUUUUCAAUAUAGAGCUAUUAGCAGCGCCAUUUUGGUUGAUUUUGUGGUCUCAAACCAGAGUUUAUUAACAUUCUUCAUCAAGAAUAUGGGCAACAUUUUAUUAUUGACAAUGAAAGAGGUGGGAAGGUUGUUCCCUUGUCAUAUAAUUGCUCCAUUUACUAUCAAUAUAGCAUUACAAAUAGUUUUCCAUAUUGUAUUUUUGUCAAUUAUUUUUCACGACAACCUGGUUCAAUUUGUAUCCCGAGGCAAAACCAGUUGAUAACCAUUGGGCUACAGUAUAUACAUUUUUCAGGGUCCUCCAACUUUCUGUAUUGUUUUAGUGGCCAUUUCAUUUCUGUGGUAUACCUAGUGAAUAAUACUAGUCAGUGGAGGAGUCCAAGGUCUUUUGACACAUUUUGGGAUUUAGAGCCUCAGAGCAGGUUUCUCUGCCAUGCUUUGAAUGCUCUGAAUGAAAAAGUUAUGUUGUAAACUAACCAACUGCCAUGUUUUUGUCUUCCAGAUCCCGAGGGCUUCCUAAGUUAAAGGAGUCGUGUUCUCACGAGUCCCUGCUCAGUCCGGGCAGUGCAGUAGAAACCCUGGAUCUGGGAAUGGAGGAAGAUGUCUAUGUCAAACCUCUCCAUAGUAGCAUAUUGGGACAGGAGUUCUGCUUCGAGGUAAGUCUAAACAGUAGUUAGUCUUGUUCGACUACUUUGAUAAAACUUUAAGCUUUUAGCAAGUAAUGGAAGAGCACAUCCCUGAUGAUGCAUAGUGAAAAGAGCACACUGACAAAUUGCAAAUUAUUAUACUACUUGGUUCAUUUAGCUUACUGGUUUAACAAGGCUAUAGUGUUACAUUUUGUUACAGAACAAUAUUACUGUAUGCUCUUUGUCAAUGAUAAAAAAUCACAGGUGAUGUAAUGCAUUAGAAGGCCUUGUUAGUUAUGCUCCUCAUGCUUCUGUAUCUGUCUUUUCCAGGUGACCUACUCAGGGGGAAGUAAGUGUUUCAGCUGCUCCUCAGCCGCAGAGAGAGACAAAUGGAUGGAGAACCUGAGGAGGACGGUCCAGCCAAACAAGGUGAGACCAGAGACAUGGGCCGCAUCCCAAAUCGCACCAUAUUCCCUUCAAAAGUAGUGCACUAUGUAGGAAAUAGGGUGCCAAUUGGGACAUGGACAUAUUGAUGCCAUUUACAUUGUCCUAAUGCUAGUUAAUGCUACAGUGACCUCCUCUACUUCACUUCUUGUUCUUUUCAAUUUCAUCUUAACAAUGUCAGUUUAGGGUCACUGUUCCCCCCAUUGGAUUCAGUACUCAUUUGAUAUCUUCCCAGGACAAUUGCCGACGAGCUGAGAAUGUCCUCCGGCUAUGGAUCAUCGAGGCCAAGGACCUGCCUCCCAAGAAGAAGUACUUCUGUGAACUGUGCCUGGAUGACAUUCUAUACGCCCGCACCACCAGCAAAACCCGGGCUGACUGCUUGUUCUGGGGGGAACACUUUGAGUUCUACAGCCUGCCGUCUGUCCGUAGCAUCACCGUGCACAUCUACAAGGACGUGGACAAGAAGAAGAAGAAGGACAAGAACAACUACGUGGGCUUGGUCAACAUCCCCAUCGGGGGGGUGACAGGAAGGCAGUUUGUGGAGAAGUGGUACCCCGUCAGCACCCCCACCACCAGCAAGGGUAAAGGUGGAGGCCCCUCCAUUCGGAUCAAGUCCCGCUUCCAGACCAUCUCCAUCCUGCCCAUGGAGCAGUAUAAGGAGUUUGCAGAGUUCAUCACUAACAACUACACCAUGCUGUGUUCUGUUCUGGAGCCAGUGAUCAGUGUGAAGAACAAGGAGGAGAUGGCCUGUGCCCUGGUUCACAUCCUACAGAGCACCGGACGGGCCAAGGUAAUCAAAUCAAAUCAAAUUGUAUUUGUCUCAUGCACCGAAUACAACCUUACCGUGAAAUGCUUACUUACAAGCCCUUACCCAACAAUGCAGUUCACGAAAUAGAGUUAAGAAAUAUUUACUAAAUAAACUAAAGAAAAAAUAAAACACAAUAAAAUAACAAUACCGAGGCUAUAUACAGGGGGUACUGGUACCAAGUCAAUGUGCGGGGGUACAGGUUAGUCGAGGUAAUUUGUACAUGUAGGUAGGGGUAAAGUGACUGCAUAGAUAAUAAACAGCAAGUAGCAGCAGUGUAAAAUCAAAGGGGGGGGGUGUCAAUGUAAAUAGUCCACGUGGCCAUUUGAUUAAUUGUUCAGCAGUCUUAUGGCUUGGGGGUAGAAGCUGUUAAGGAGCCUUUUGGACCUAGACUUGGCGCUCCGGUACCGCUUGCCGUGCGGUAGCAGAGAGAACAGUCUAUGACAUGGGUGACUGGAGUCUUUGACAAUUUUUGGGGCCUUCCUCUGACACCACCUAGUAUAUAGGUCCUGGAUGGCAGGAAGCUUGGCCCCGGCCACUAGGAGCGCCGCUUCUGGAUGAGCAUUUUCUUGUUUGCUUAUGGCCUUAUACAGCUCGUUGAGUGUGGUCUUAGUGCCAGCAUCGGUUUGUGGUGGUAAAUAGACGGCUACGAAAUAUAUAGAUGAAAACUCUCUUGGUAGAUAGACUUUAGAAACUCCAUCUCUGCUCUGUACAGACUACUUCUCUUCAUCUUUUUCAUAACACUGUGCCUCCCACCCUACACUGACUAUAACUUCCCCUGGGGAUCCCAUUCAGUUGUAUCCAUCUAUUUGCCCACAUUAAUAUUAGCACAUUUAGUACAUUAAGUACCGUACUGCAGUUUUUCUCAGUAAAUUAAAGUUCCCUCUCCUCUUCCCCAGGACUUCCUGACAGAUCUAGUGAUGUCCGAGGUGGACCGCUGUGCAGACCACGACGUCUUGAUCUUCAGAGAGAACACGCUGGCCACCAAGGCCAUAGAGGAGUACCUCAAACUGGUGGGACAGAAGUACCUGUAUGACGCACUAGGUGAGAGGGCAGGGUUUAUAAUAGAUGUUCUUAUGAUCCAGUUCAAAUUCAGUGGAAGCUCUUGAUGUAUGACAGUUAUUGAUUGCUGAAUUGGCAGGUUUUCAAACUAUUCCAUGGGUUUUUGUCAAUGACGUAUUACUGCUCUUCAACCAAGUCUGUGUUUUCUCCUGGGUACUGUAGGAGAGUUCAUCAAAGCGUUGUAUGAGUCAGAUGAGAACUGUGAGGUGGACCCGGGGAAGUGCUCCAGCAGUGAACUCCCUGAGCACCAGAGCAACCUGAAGAUGUGCUGCGAGCUGGCCUUCUGCAAGAUCAUUAACUCCUACUGGUGAGAUCAGUCCCUCACCACUCUAAAGGCUAAAGCCACAUAGCCUGCUUCUUAAGGCCAAUGCCACUGAGCCAGCCAGAGGGCCUUUAAUCGCCUCCACUUAGGGCAAGUCCUAGCUCCUUGAAAAUGGGUAGCUAUAACAUUAUGUGAAUAGAGAAGAAUAUCUGCAGCACUGCAGAACUUGAAACACAGAUUUGGGGGACUUGUUUUCUUGUUGUUCUGAAAGAGAUUGUCAUAGAGUUGGAUGUUACAGUACAUCUGGUUUGGCUUUAAUAGUGACGAUGUAUAGUGCAUGCUGCCCCCUGGUGGUAAUAUGUGGAGGUGCAUGUGUGUGCAUAUUUUCUGAUUCAUACCACGGUCGUCUCACUCUGGAAACCAGCGUCUUAACCAUUAGACCAAGAGGAAAUUCUCUCUUGGGCCGAGUGUUACACUAGCAGGCAGGGCUACCUCAUCAUGAGCUUGUGAUUCCUAAUCAUCUCCGCUACACUGACUCUUCCCUCUGCCUCCCCAGUGUGUUCCCACGGGAGCUGAAGGAAGUGUUUGCAGCGUGGAAGCAGCAGUGUCUGUCCCGAGGGAACCAGGACAUCAGCAAGCGCCUCAUCAGCGCCUCCCUGUUCCUCCGCUUCCUCUGUCCCGCCAUCAUGUCUCCCUCGCUCUUCAGCCUCAUGCAGGAGUACCCCGACGACCGCACCUCCCGUACCCUCACCCUCAUCGCCAAGGUCAUUCAGAACCUGGCCAACUUCGCCAAGUAGGUUUCUCCUGUUGCUGGUGGUGUAUGGUAGAUCACGGCUACGUGUCAAACGGCACCCUAUAGUGCACUACUUUUGACCAGGCCCUGGCUCUGCUCAAGUGUAGUGCACUGUAUAGGGAAUAAGGUAGAAUUUCGUUAAGAAUUUCACCUUUGCAAAUUUACAAGACAAUCAAAGCAUGUCGCGCUAAGUAGAAAGUGCAUCAUAUGAACGUAAGUGCAUCAUAUGAACGUUUGUUAUUGUCUGUUUCCAAGGUUUGGCAACAAAGAGGAGUACAUGGCGUUCAUGAACGACUUCCUGGAGCACGAAUGGGCAGGUAUGAUGCGUUUCCUCACGGAGGUCUCCAACCCAGAGACCAUCUCCAACACGCCAGGGUUCGAAGGUUACAUCGACCUUGGCCGAGAGCUGUCGGUCCUCCACUCGCUCCUGUGGGACGUGGUGUCCCAGUUGGACAAGGUAAGGAAGACCUUGGAGUGGGCAGCAAUGAUACCUCUGUUAACAGAUGUUGCAAAAACAAUUUGUAUCCCAAAUGGCACCCUGUUCCCUUUAUUGUGAACUACUUUUGACCAGGGCCCAUAAGGCAUUACAUAGGGAAUUUAGUGCAAUUUGGGACACAUACAUAUAUUUUGUAAGCCUAAAGCUGAAAUGGAAAGCGCUGUACUUUAAUGAGAUGCUAAGGUUCCUAAUUGUGGCCCUUAGUAGGUGUCUGUUGAGUUAAGAGGCUCUGUUGGCCAAAUUUUUUUUUGUCAUUUUAGUAGACGCUCUUAUCCAGAGCGACUUACAGUUAGUGAGUGCAUAAAUUUUUCAUAAUGGCCCCCCGUGGGAAUCGAACCCACAACCCUGGCGUUGUAAGCGCCAUGCUAUACCAACUGAGCUACAGGAGGCCGUGGUGUGUAGUGGGUUUGGGUCUGCCCAUCUGAUUGUGUGUUAUCAUCCUGACAAAGAUAUUUCUUUCCCUACUCUGUUUGACAACUUCGUUUGCAGGCAUGGAGUGGAUCUUUACAGCUGCUAUGAAUCUAAAUGCACAAAUGUAUGAUUCUGAAUAAUGCUCAUGUAAUCAUGUUUUUAUGGAUGAAAUGUGGGUAGAUGGGUCUAAUUAGAUCACUGUGACAUAAUCAUAUAAUUGUGCAAUGAUCUAAUAAUAUUAAGUGGCGUUAGGACAAAAGUCUGCCUAAUCAGCUUACACCACAUUGACUUACAUCUCAAGCCUGCCAUGGCUAAAGGGUUAGUUAAUUACUUUAUGAGAAGAGGGAAACUGAAUUACUGUCCAGGAUGUUUUUACCCCACAUUUUUCACUAGGAUGUUCCUUAAUGUCUGUCGAGUCUAGAAGUCUAUGUUUAAGGUUUUAAAGCAGGGUAACAUCACCCACUCAUUCACUGUUCCCACCAAUCCCCCUAACCUUAAUCCCGCAAGGCUCCUGCGCUGUACAUCAGUUUAUUUUAAUGCAUGUUUAUUCUACUGCAUUAUUUACACCCCUCUGCACAAAUGUUCUGUGAACCCUAGUUGUUUUACAGCAUCCAUUUUUAAAUCCUUCCUGCAUCUUACCUCACAACCUUCUGUAUUAGUUUGCCCUUGAUGCAUGUUUGCUGUGUUUGGAAUGUCUGUUAUUUAGUGGCAUGUGUUGCAAUUUUUUUUUACCCCAAACUUAUUAAUUUCCUUAUGUUUUUUCCUCUUAUGUAUGUACUUUCUUUUCUUUUGCCUCUACGCCCACCCCUUCCCUCUUUUCCACUCCGCCCGACACACACACUUGGUGUCUUCAUGGUUACGCUGUCCCGCCAAUGCCAAUGCAUUAUGGUGCUUCUCAUUGCCAACCAACCAACAAAUCCAACCCAUCAAUCUUCCACCCUCCAAACCUUCUGCCAUCCUCAUUCCACAAUGCUGGGUGACGUGGCCUGGUGCUGCUGCCCCUCGUCUUGGUAACGUGCAACCCAGGGUGAAAAUUCCUUCCUGCAGGCGACCAUAGCCAAGCUGGGCCCCCUGCCCCGCAUCCUGGGGGACAUAGCCCGCUCUCUGUCCAGCCCCACGCCCAUCCAGCAGCAGCUCCGACGCUUCCAGGACUACAGCUCCUCACACAACAUCAGCGGCAGCGUCUCCUCAGGCCUGCAGAGGAUAUUCGAAGAUCCAGCUGACCGGUAGGGCUCCAAAAUGGUCACAACUGUCGCAAUGGUAUUGUCAAUCACCACCCAGCCAUGCAUGGCGUAAUUAUGUGGUGUAGUUCUGGCUGUAGUUCUUUUCAAAGGCUGUUUCAUCUGGUGAUUUUGUGCCAGUUAUCCUAGAGAUUCAUACUUAAAGUUGAAAGUAUUUGAUCCCCUGCUGAUUUUGUACGUUUGCCCACUGACAAAGAAAUGAUCAGUCUAUAAUUUUAAUGGUAGGUUUAUUUGAACAGUGAGAGACAGAAUAACAACAACAAAAUCCAGAAAAACGCAUGUCAAAAAUGUUAUAAAUUGAUUUGCAUUUUAUUGAGGGAAAUAAGUAUUUGACCCCCUCUCAAUCAGAAUGACUUCUGGCUCCCAGAUGUCUUUUAUACAGGUAACUGAGAUUAGGAGCACACUCUUAAAGGGAGUGCUCCUAAUCUCAGCUUGUUAGCUGUAUAAAAGACACCUGUCCACAGAAGCAAUCAAUCAAUCAGAUUCCAAACUCUCCACCAUGGCCAAGACCAAAGAGCUCUCCAAGGCUGUCAGGGACAAAAUUGUAGACCUACACUAGGCUGGAAUGGGCUACAAGACCAUCGCCAAGCAGCUUGGUGAUAAGGUGACAACAGUUGGUGCGAUUAUUCGCAAAUGGAAGAAACACAAAAUAACUGUCAUUCUCCCUCGGCCUGGGGCUCCAUGCAAGAUCUCACCUCGUGGAGUUGCAAUGAUCAUGAGAACGGUGAGGAAUCAGCCCAGAACUACACGGGAGGAUCUUGUCAAUGAUCUCAAGGCAGCUGGGACCAUAGUCACCAAGAAAACAAUUGGUAACACACUACGCCGUGAAGGACUGAAAACCUGCAGCGCCCGCAAGGUCCCCCUGCUCAAGAAAGCACAUAUACAGGGCCGUCUGAAGUUUGCCAAUCAACAUCUGAAUGAUUCAGAGGAGAACUGGGUGAAAGUGUUGUGGUCAGAUGAGACCAAAAUCGAGCUCUUUGGCAUCAACUCAACUCGCCGUGUUUGGAGGAGGAGGAAUGCUGCCUAUGACCCCAAGAACACCAUCCCCACCGUCAAACUUGGAGGUGGAAACAUUAUGCUUUGGGGGUGUUUUUCUGCUAAGGGGACAGGACAACUUCACCGCAUCAAAGGGGCGAUGGACGGGGCCAUGUACAGUCAAAUCUUGGGUGAGAACCUCCUUCCCUCAGCUAGGGCAUUGAAAAUGGGUCGUGGAUGGGUAUUCCAGCAUGACAAUGACCCAAAACACACGGCCAAGGCAACAAAGGAGUGGCUCGAGAAGAAGAACAUUAACGUCCUGGAGUGGCCUAGCCAGUCUCCAGACCUUAAUCCCAUAGAAAAUCUGUGGAGGGAGCUGAAGGUUAGAGUUGCCAAACGUCAGCCUCGAAACCUUAAUGACUUGGAGAAGAUCUGCAAAGAGGAGUGGAACAAAAUCCCUCCUGAGAUGUGUGCAAACCUGGUGGGCAACUACAAGAAACGUCUGACCUCUGUGAUUGCCAACAAGGGUUUUGCCACCAAGUACUAAGUCAUGUUUUGCAGAGGGGUCAAAUACUUAUUUCCCUCAUUAAAAUGCAAAUCAAUUUAUAAAAUUUUUGACAUGCGUUUUUCUGGAUUUUGUUGUUGUUAUUCUGUCUCUCACUGUUCAAAUAAACCUACCUAUAAAAUUAUAGACUGAUCAUGUCUUUGUCAGUGGGCAAACGUACAAAAUCAGGGGAUCAAAUACUUUUUUCCCUCACUGUAGAUAGGUUGUUUUAUGUUGUAUUGAUUUGGGAGAUGACUCGCUGCUAGGAUCUUUCUAAAUAAUGCUGCAGCUAGAGACUUCCUAUUUUUAGCGGCUGUAGAGGUAAUGAGGGAAUCCAAGGUUUUUCCGGCUUUAAAGUGAAUCUGUGUAAACAUUGGUGCUAAAGGAACAUUGAGUAAACUUAGCCUACAUUUCAUGUUGUGUGUCCAAAAUGGAACCCUAUUUCCUAGGCAUUUAUAGUGCACUAAUUUUGACCAGACCCCUAUGGGCCCUGUUCAAAAGUAGUGCGCUACAUAGGGAAUAUGAUGCCAUUUGGGAUGCACCCAUGUUCUUGGUCUGGUCCUAGCUUUGGUUUCAGAACUCUCUGUUAAUGUGUUGUGUGUUUACUGUCCACGUCUUGCAGUGAGGUUCGCAGCAUCAAGUCCCCAGUCCAGGAGCAUGUUAUGAACGGCCUUCACCGGGGGAAGCACCCUCUCCUGGGCCAGCAGUCAUCCGGCCAUAGCAUGAGCUUCUCGGACAAGGAGGAGCGAGAGAACCUCCAGCCCAACGGACGCAGCAUCUCCCUGGUGGACCUCCAGGACUCUCACAUGGUCCAGAGUGGCCAGGGACCCCUCCCCCUCCACGAGGCUCCCCCCAAGCUGAGCAGGGUGGGAUCCCAGGUCUCUAUAGGACACCCCCAUCAGGCUACCACCCCACAGUCACACCAAGCCCUCCACCAGAAGCCCUCGUUACAGGACAACCUCCCCCAGAGUGCACCCCAGGUGCGUCGGCCCCUGCCCUCUUCCCUCAGCCAGCAGAGGAGCCGCCAGCCCCUCUCUUUCCAAAACCCUGUCUAUCACCUUAGCAACCUGACACAACAACAACCCACAGCAGUACACUCCACAACACACUCGGUCCACUCCCACUCAGUGCACUCCCUGCAGCCGGACUCCAGCUCGGAGAACCUGAGCACCGAUAGCUCCCGCAGCCACAGCAACUCGGAGGUAGAGUUUGGAGACGGGAGCCAGGGGGGGAAAGGGGGCAGGGUCCCGUCCAAUAGCAGUCUGGAGGAGUUCAGCCGGCGGAGUACGCAGAGCGAAGACUGCUCGACGCCACACCGCCACAACCUGCCAGACCACCACGGAGGAGCCCACGCUGUGGCAGUGCCCAGGCAAAGCAGCACGGGCACGGCUCACAUCGUGAGGGUGGAGCAGCAGAGCCGCAGCGGGGGGAGUGGUGGGGCCCGGACUCCCCGCUCCCUGCCCCAUAGCGCCUCUCUGCGCAGCAGCAGCUCCAUCAACACAGAGCCCAUGCCAAUCCCCAUCCAGGCCCAGCCAGGCACAGGAGGCCGCUCACACCAACAGUCCACCUGCUCCAUGGAGAGCCCUGUGCCCCCCGUCAGGAGCGUGGCCAAGCAGCAGAUGCCACAGCAGGUACUGGUCUGGCAUACAGAACUACACUUAGAUUCACACACACUCCGCUCCGACACCCCAAUAUAAUAUCUGUUAUUAUUAUCAAGAAAUAAAGUGUGGCCAAAGUCAUGUUGGGCACUCAGGGUAGAUUUGAUUGACAUACAGGUAUCUGUGGUGGUGCAGGUGGCGUCGCCGGUAGAGCCAGUCACCAUGUCACCGGUAGAGAGGACAGCGGCGUGGGUACUGAAUAACGGACAGUUCGAUGACGAGGAGGAGGCGGCCCCAGCAGAUCAGAACAGGGAGGACAGCAGGCACGCCAAGAAGGUAAAGACACAGCCAGAGUCUCAGUCAAUGAAGGUUUGAUGGCCAAAACAUUUUCAAGUUAAAUGGAUGUCUUCUUCAUAAUCAUCCAAGUCAACACAUCAGCCUGCUAAGCCAGUGUAGGCAGACAGAGGUAGUCUUAGUCAUGACUAACACCAUCAUCCCCUCCCACUCACCUUCCCUCUCUCUCCCUUUCCCUCUCUCUCCCUUUCCCUCUCUCUCUCUUUCCCUCUCUAUCGUUCUCUCUUUCCCCCUGUCUCUCUCUUUCCCUCUUUCUCUCUGUCUCUCUCACCUCUCUCCCGCCAGUAUGAACAGGAAAUCUCCAAGCUGAAGGAACGCCUGCGGGUGUCUAGUCGGUGUCUGGAGGAGUACGAGAGACGUCUGCUGGCCCAGGAGCAGCAGAUGCAGAAACUGCUGAUGGAGUACAAGGCCCGCCUGGAGGACAGUGAGGAGAGGCUGCGGCGGCAGCAGGAGGAGAAGGACAACCAGAUGAAGAGCAUCAUCUGCAGGUAGGCAUUACUAGGCAACCCUCUGGAAGAUUUUGCUUAAAACAAACCCGUACUCCAGUCUGAAUUCCUUUGAAUGAAUGAUUGAUUGAAUGAAAGCAAAAUCACAGAUUGACUGCUUAAUGGCAUGCCUAUAGUGUCUUGUAUAGGUGUGUCCCGAAUGGCACUCCAUUCCCUAUAGAUUCGGAAAGUAUUCAGACUCAUUUACUUUUUCCACAUUUUGUUACGUUACAGCCUUAUUCUAAAAUGGAUUAAAUUAUUUUUUUCCUCAUCAAUCUACACACAAUACCCCAUAAUGACAAAGCGAAAACAGUUUUUUUAGAAAUACCUUAUUUACAUAAGUAUUCAGACCCUUUGCUAUGAGACUCGAAAUUGAGCUCAGGUGCAUCCUGUUUCCAUUGAUCAUCCUUGAGAUGUUUCUACAACUUCAUUGUGCAGUCCACCUGUGGUAAAUUCAAUUGAUUGGACAUGAUUUGGAAAGGCACGCACCUGUCUAUAUAAGGUCUCACAGUUGACAGUGCAUGUCAGAGCAAAAACCAAGCCAUGAGGUCGAAGGAAUUAUCCGUAGAGCUCCGGGACAGGAUUGUGUCGAGGAACAGAUCUGGGGAAGGGUACCAAAACAAUUCUGCAGCAUUGAAGGUCCCCAAGAACACAGUGGCCUCCAUCAUUGUUAAAUGGAAGAAGUUUGGAACCACCAAGACUCUUCAUAGAGCUGGCCGCCCGGCCAAACUGAGCAAUCGGGGGAGAAGGGCCUUGGUCAGGGAGGUGACCAAGAACCCGAUGGUCACUUUGACAGAGCUCUAGAGUUCCUCUGUGGAGCUGGGAGAACCCUCCAGAAGGACAACCAUCUCUGCAGCACUCCACCAAUCAGGCCUUUAUGGUAGAGUGGCUAGACGGAAGCCACUCCUCAGUAAAAGGCACAUGACAGCCUGCUUGGAGUUUGCCAAAAGGCACCUAAUGGACUCUCAAACGAUGAGAAACAAGAUUCUCUGGUCUGAUGAAACCAAGAUUGAACUCUUUGGCCUGAAUGCCAAGCAUCACAUCUGGAGGAAACCUGGCACCAUCCCUACGGUGAAGCAUGGUGGUGGCAGCAUCAUGCUGUGGGGAUGUUUUUCAGCGGCAGGGACUGGGAGACUAGUCAGGAUCGAGGAAAAGAUGAACGGAGCAGAUCCUUGAUGAAAACUUGCUCAGGACCUCAGACUGGGGCGACGGUUCACCUUCCAACAGGACAACGACCCUAAGCACACAGCCAAGACAACACAGGAGUGGCUUCAGUACAAGUCUCUCAAUGUCCUUGAGUGGCCCAGCCAGAGCCCGGACUUGAACCCGAUCGAACAUCUCUGGAGAGACCUGAAAAUAGCUGUGCAGCGAACACUCCCCAUCCAACCUGACAGAGCUUGAGAGGAUCUGCAGAGAAGAAUGGGAGAAACUCCCCAAAUACAGAUGUGCCAAGCUUGUAGCGUCAUAACCAAGAAGACUCGAGGCUGUAAUCGCUGCCAAAGGUGCUUCAACAAAGUACUGAGUAAAGGGUCUGAAUACUUAUGUAAAUGUGAUAUUUCCAUAUUUUUUGGGGUUGAUACAUUUGCAAAAAUUUCUUCAAACCUGGUUUUGCUCUGUCAUUAUGGAGUAUUGUGUGUAGAUUGAUGAGGGGAAAAAAACAAUUUAAUACAUUUUAGAAUAAGACUGUAACGUAACAAAAUGUGGAAAAAGUCAAGGGGUCUGAAUACUUUCCGAAUGCACUACUUUUGACCAGGGUCUACCAUUUGAGAUGCAGCCUAACCUCCCCUUUUGGUUUGUAUGCGUCUGAGAUGGCUAUACUCUGUCACUCACAGGUUAAUUGCUGUAGAGGAGGAGCUGAAGAGAGACCAUUCAGAGAUGCAGGCUGUCAUAGACGCCAAGCAGAAGAUCAUUGAUGCACAGGUAUAGUAACAGAAAACGCUACACAUAUUGUCUGUACUCUAUGUAUGGCUUGAAUAAAUCCAAUACUCAGACCCAUUCAGUUCUAUCCCCUUAUGAGUAAUAUUCUACUCUCCAUGGAAACAGAUUCAUUCAGUCUUACAUUUGGGGUUGCUUACCUUGUCUUAUAUCCUUGACAGCUUUUCAGAGCAAUCUUGAAUGCCAUAGAUAGUCUCACCAGAGGCACCUAACAUUUGCUCUCGCUUUUUGGGCUUUUAACAGGGCCUGUUUAUCAGCUCGUUGUCUCUGAAGACUUUCUCUUUGAGAAGGUCAUACUUUACGGCAACAGAUCUUCAAUACCAAGCAGGGAAAGAGGAGAAGAAAAUAGGAUCAAUGUUAACUAUUAUUUCACUAUCAAAAUACAUAUUUUAAAUGCUUUGACUUUUUAAAAUGUAUACUUUCUUUACAAUGUUAUCUUUUGGUUAGGGGAGAUAUAAUUGACACAAAAUGUAAAAGUAUAGACUUGACAUGUAGUUAGUUCUAUAUUCACAUCCAACCAACACUUUUCAAACUUCGGAGGGGGAUGGAGUUCUUGUGCUCUGCAUUGGAGCAGAGAACCUGUUGACGUGCUCACUAUCACUGUUCCACUGAAUUCCAGGUCAAUAAAUCAACAGAGGUAAUCCAAGCAGGCAAGUAAACCAGUCAGUCUUCAGGUUUUGGAAAAUGCCGGCAAGCCUUGUAUGAGCACAACCACACUUGACACCCAUUCCUGCCCUCGCUGCUAAAAAAAGUCCUUAUUCGUGUGCAGACUAGAGGUUGUUUGGCUGUUGUUGUUUGGCAUUGCUUUUGAAAUUGGAUUUUGGAUUUCCCCAUCAGUCAGAAUAUAAAUAUAAAACAUAAUCUAAUACAUUUUCAUUACUUUUGCAGUUUGAGUACACCCCUGCUGCUACAAUUAAUGUUUCUCCAUUGCCAAUGUCAAUAUCAUCUCAGACACAAAGUGGCAAUCAUAGUUAAAAAUCAACAAUAUUAUAGUAUGAAAAUGUCUCAGUCACAAGAUGGAAUUAGGGCUGGAAAUAUUAAGCAUCUACAUUCAGAUUUGUUUACCAUUUCUGUUGCUCCAGGAAUGUGUGUUUUGAGUUGCGCUCUUAGCAGAUGAUAGCUUUGGCUGCUUUUCACCCUGCCCUCCUAAUUUAGGUACUGUCACUCCCAAAACCCAUUUCCCUUUACCUCCUCUCACUCAGUUCUGCAGGAACAGUGCCAUGACCUGGCUAGAUGAGGUUGCCCAUGGCUAGUGACAAAACUUUAUUUUGUUGCUGAUUUCAAGGAGGGCAAACUGAAUCAGUUUUCCUCCAUCUAAGAUGGCAUCACGUUGGUGGUAAUUGGGGGGAACGAUCAAAUAUAUAAUGUACAGGACAGUUCAGUCCAAGGGUUAUGCAUGGAAUUGGGAUUUCAGUAAAACAAUUUAAUGAUAGUUGAAUACAAAUAAUCCUCGUGUUUACAAAAUAUAAAUGUACAAAUGUUUUCAGUUGAAAGCCAUGCCACUGUUGACAUGUAGGCUCUGUGAAUGGUAUACGAAUGGAUAUAUACAGUAUCUCACAAAAGUGAGUACACCCCUCACAUUUUUGUAAAUAUUUGAGUAUACAGUGGGGAGAACAAGUAUUUGAUACACUGUCGAUUUUGCAGGUUUUCCUACUUACAAAGCAUGUAGAGGUCUUUUUGUCAUAGGUGCACUUCAACUGUGAGAGACGGAAUCUAAAACAAAAAUCCAGAAAAUCACAUUGUAUGAUUUUUAAGUAAUUAAUUUGCAUUUUAUUGCAUGACAUACGUUUUUGAUCACCUACCAACCAUUAACAAUUCUGGCUGUCACGAUCGUCGAAGGAGGAGGACCAAGGCGCAGCGUGAUAUUCGUACAUCUUAUUUUAUUAAGUGCACACACGACAAACAAAACAACAAACGAUACGUGCAGUCCAACGGUACUAACACAAAACAAAAGGAACAAGAUCCCACAAAGAACAUAUGAAAACAGCCUACCUAAGUAUGGCUCCCAAUCAGAGACAACGAGCAACAGCUGCCUCUGAUUGGGAACCACCCUGCCCAACAUAGAUCUAUACGAUCUAGAACAGAAACCAAAACAUAGAAAACACAACAUAGAAGCUACAUAGUGAAAACUAAACAUAGAAAAUCCACACCCUGGCUCAACAUUUCAGAGUCCCCAGAGCCAGGGCGUGACAGUACCCCCCCCCCCCCAAAGGCGCGGACUGCGACCGCGCCUAAACAUAAACCGAACAGGGGAGGGCUGGGUGGGCAUUCCUCCUCGGAGGCGGUUCCGGCUCCGGGCUUGACCACCACCCUCCAACAAUCCCCCCGUAGCGCCCCUGGUCCGGUCCCGCUGGCUGGAACUGGACUGGACAUCGUAGGAGCGGAUUGCUUAGGCUCCGGUGUGGAGCAGCUGACCGGUACCUGACCAGGCACCGGUGACCCAGGCACGGGUUGUGCCGGACUGACGACGCGCACCCCUGGCUUGGUGCGUGGAGCAGGAACGGGCCGGACCGGGCUGACGAUGUGCACCCCUGGCUUGGUGCGUGGAGCAGGAACGGGCCGGACCGGGCUGACGAUGCGCACCCCUGGCUUGGUGCGGGGAGCAGAAACGGGCCGUACCGGGCUGACGACGCGCACCCCUGGUUUGGUGCGUGGAGCAGGAACGGGCCGGACCGGGCUGACGAUGCGCACCCCUGGCUUGGUGCGUGGAGUAGGAACGGGCCUGACCGGGCUGACCAUGCGCACCCCUGGCUUGGUGCGGGGAACAGGAACGGGCCGUACCGGGCUGACGAUGCGCACCCCUGGCUUGGUGCGUGGAGCAGGAACGGGCCGUACCAGCCUGACGAUGAGCACCAUUAGCUUGGUGCGGGGAGCAGGAACAGGCCGGGCCGGGCUGGCAACGCGCACCAUUGGCUUGGUGCGGGGAGCAGGUACAGGCCGGGCCGGGCUGGCGACGCGCACCAUUGGCUUGGUGCGGGGAGCAGGAACAGGCCGGGCCGGGCUGGCGACGCGCACCAUUAGCUUGGUGCGGGGAGCAGGAACAGGCCGGGCCGGGCUGGCGACGCGCACCAUUAGCUUGGUGCGGGGAGCAGGAACAGGCCGGGCCAGGCUGGCAACGCGCACCAUUGGCUUGGUGCGGGGAGCAGGAACAGGCCGGGCCGGGCCGGGCUGGCGACGCGCACCGUAGGCUUGGUGCGAGGGGCAGGAACAGGCCGAGCCGGGCUGGCGACGCGCACCGUAGGCUUGGUGCGAGGGACAGGAACAGGCCGGACCGUACUGGGAACACACACCACUGGCCUUAAACGGGGAUCAGGAACGGGCCGGACCGGACUGGCCAUACACCUCAGUACCUCUCGCCGUGCCUCUACAUCUUCCUUCCCUUUUCUCACCAAUGGCUCCCGUAACCCGGUGGCCUUCUCUCCUCGUCCACGAACUCGCCCCUUCUCUGCCUCCAGCAGCCCCGUCGUCCAUGCCAUGUGCCCCCCCCUAAAAAAUGUUUGGGGGUGCCUCUCGCCUGUCCGACCACGGCCCGGUUGGCGCCGCUUCUCCUCUCCUGCCUGGGUCUCCCCCUUCAUAGCCCUCCGGCAACGGACGGCCUCCUCCUCCGUAAUCUGCCCCCAACCGAGGAGGACAUCUACUAAUGUUACCUCCUGCGUGUGCUCCUGGACACGCUGCUUGGUCCUGGUGUGGUGGGAUCUUCUGUCACGAUCGUCGAAGGAGGAGGACCAAGGCGCAGCGUGAUAUUCGUACAUCUUAUUUUAUUAAGUGCACACACGACAAACAGAACAACAAACGAUACGUGAAAUCCAACGGUACUAACACAAACCAAAAGGAACAAGAUCCCACAAAGAACAUAUGAAAACAGCCUACCUAAGUAUGGCUCCCAAUCAGAGACAACGAGCAACAGCUGCCUCUGAUUGGGAACCACCCUGCCCAACAUAGAUCUAUACGAUCUAGAACAGAAACCAAAACAUAGAAAACACAACAUAGAAGCUACAUAGUGAAAACUAAACAUAGAAAAUCCACACCCUGGCUCAACAUUUCAGAGUCCCCAGAGCCAGGGCGUGACACAGACCAGUUAGUUUUUCUUUAAGAAGCCCUCCUGUUCUCCACUCAUUACCUGUAUUAACUGCACCUGUUUGAACUCGUUACCUGUAUAAAAGACACCUGUCCACACACUCAAUCAAACAGACUCCAACCUCUCCACAAUGGCCAAGACCAGAGAGCUGUGUAAGGACAUCAGAGAUAAAAUUGUAGACCUGCACAAGGCUGUGAUGGGCUACAGGACAAUAGGCAAGCAGCUUGGUGAGAAGGCAACAACUGUUGGCGCAAUUAUUAGAAAAUGGAAGAAGUUCAAGAUGACGGUCAAUCACCCUUGGUCUGGGGCUCCAUGCAAGAUCUCACCUCGUGGGGCAUCAAUGAUCAUGAGGAAGGUGAGGGAUCAGCCCAGAACUACACGGCAGGACCUGGUCAAUGACCUGAAGAGAGCUGGGACCACAGUCUCAAAGAAAACCAUUAGUAACACACUACGCCGUCAAGGAUUAAAAUCCUGCAGCGCACGCAAGGUCCCCCUGCUCAAGCCAGCGCAUGUCCAGGCCCGUCUGAAGUUUGCCAAUGGCCAUCUGGAUGAUCCAGAGGAGGAAUGGGAGAAGGUCAUGUGGUCUGAUGAGACAAAAAUUGAGCUUUUUGGUCUAAACUCCACUCGCCGUGUUUGGAGGAAGAAGAAGGAUGAGUACAACCCCAAGAACACCAUCCCAACCGUGAAGCAUGGAGGUGAAAACAUCAUUCUUUGGGGAUGCUUUUCUGCAAAGGGGACAGGACGACUGCACCGUAUUGAGGGGAGGAUGGAUGGGGCCAUGUAUCGCGAGAUCUUGGCCAACAACCUCCUUCCCUCAGUAAGCGCAUUGAAGAUGGGUCGUGGCUGGGUCUUCCAGCAUGACAACGACCCGAAACACACAGCCAGGGCAACUAAGUAGUGGCUCCGUAAGAAGCAUCUCAAGGUCAUGGAGUGGCCUAGCCAGUCUCCAGACCAGAACCCAAUAGAAAAUCUUUGGAGGGAGCUGAAAGUCCGUAUUGCCCAGCGACAGCCCCGAAACCUGAAGGAUCUGGAGAAGGUCUGUAUGGAGGAGUGGGCCAAAAUAUCUGCUGCAGUGUGUGCAAACCUAGUCAAGACCUACAGGAAACGUAUGAUCUCUGUAAUUGCAAACAAAGGUUUCUGUACCAAAUAUUAAGUUCUGCUUUUCUUAUGUCAUGCAAUAAAAUGCAAAUUAAUUACUUAAAAAUCAUACAAUGUGAUUUUCUGGAUUUUUGUUUUAGAUUCCGUCUCUCACAGUUGAAGUGUACCUAUGAUAAAAAUUACAGACCUCUACAUGCUUUGUAAGUAGGAAAACCUGCAAAAUCGGCAGUGUAUCAAAUACUUGUUCUCCCCACUGUAUCUUUUCAUCUGACAACACUGAAGAAAUGACACUUUGCUACAAUGUAAAGUAGUGUGUGUACAGCUUGUAUAACAGUAUACAUUUGCUGUCCCCUCAAAAUAACUCAACACACAGCCAUUAAUGUCUAAACCGCUGGCAACAAAAGUGAGCUGCAGCACGGUGGCCAAGACCAUACAGCGGUUUAACAGGACAGGUUCCACUCAGAACAGGCCUCGCCAUGGUCAACCAAAGAAGUUGAGUGCACGUGCUCAGUGUCAUAUCCAGAGGUUGUCUUUGGGAAAUAGACGUAUGAGUGCUGCCAGCAUUGCUGCAGAGGUUGAAGGGGUGGGGGGUCAGCCUGUCAGUGCUCAGACCAUACGCCGCACACUGCAUCAAAUUGGUCUGCAUGGCUGUCGUCCCAGAAGGAAGCCUCUUCUAAAGAUGAUGCACAAGAAAGCCCACAAAAAGUUUGCUGAAGACAAGCAGACUAAGGACAUGGAUUACUGGAACCAUGUCCUGUGGUCUGAUGAGACCAAGAUAAACUUAUUUGGUUCAGAUGGUGUCAAGCGUGUGUGGUGGCAACCAGGUGAGGAGUACAAAGACAAGUGUGUCUUACCUACAGUCAAGCAUGGUGGUGGGAGUGUCAUGGUCUGGGGCUGCAUGAGUGCUGCCGGCACUGGGGAGCUACAGUUCAUUGAGGGAACCAUGAAUGCCAACGUGUACUGUGACAUACUGAAGCAGAGCAUGAUCCCCUCCCUUCGGAGACUGGGCCGCAGAGCAGUAUUCCAACAUGAUAACGACCCCAAACACACCUCCAAGACGACCACUGCCUUGCUAAAGAAGCUGAGGGUAAAGGUGAUGGUCUCCAGACCUAAACCCUAUUGAGCAUCUGUGGGGCAUCCUCAAACGGAAGGUGGAGGAGUGCAAGGUCUCUAACAUCCACCAGCUCUGUGAUGUCGUCAUGGAGGAGUGGAAGAGGACUCCAGUGGCAACCUGUGAAGCUCUGGUGAACUCCAUGCCCAAGAGGGUUAAGGCAGUGCUCGAAAAUGAUGGUGGCCACACAAAAUAUUGACACUUUGGGCCCAAUUUAGACAUUUUCACUUAGGGGUGUACUCACUUUUGUUGCCAGCAGUUUAGACAUUAAUGGCUGUGUGUUGUGUUAUUUUGAGGGGACAGCAAAUGUACACUGUUAUACAAGCUGUACACUCACUACUUUACAUUGUAGCAAAGUGUCAUUUCUUCAGUGUUGUCACAUGAAAAGAUAUACUCAAAUAUUUACAAAAAUGUGAGGGGUGUACUCACUUUUGUGAGAUACUGUAUAUACAGUACCAGUCAAAAGUUUGGACUCCUACUCAUUCCAGGGUUUUUCUUUAUUUUUACUAUUUUCUACAUUGUAGAAUAAUAGUGAAGACAUCAAAACUAUGAAAUAACACAUAUGGAAUCAUGUAGUAAACCAAAAAGGUGUUAAACAAAUCAAAAUAUAUUUUAUAGUUGAGAUUCUUCAAUGUAAACACCCUUUGCCUUGAUGACAGCUUUGCACACUCUUGGCAUUCUCUAAACCAGCUUCAUGAUGUAGUCACCUGGAAUGCAUUUUAAAUUAACAGGUGUGCCUUGUUAAAAGUUAAUUUGUGGAAUUUCUUUCCUUAAUGUGUUUGAGCCAAUCAGUUGUGUUGUGACAAGGUAGGGGGUGGUAUACAGAAGAUAGCCCUAUUUGGUAAAAGACCAAGUACAUAUUAUGGCAAGAACAGCUCAAAUAAGCAAAGAGAAACGACAGUCCAUCAUUACUUUAUGACAUGAAGGUCAGUCAAUACGGAAAAUGUCAAGAACUUUGAAAGUUUCUUCAAGUGCAGUCGCAAAAACCAUCAAGCUCUAUGAUGAAACUGGAUCUCAUGGGACCGCCACAGGAAAGGAAGACCCAGAGUUACCUCUGCUGCAGAGGAUAAGUUCAUUACAGUUAACUGCACCUGAGAUUGCAGCCCAAAUAAAUUAUUCACAGAGUUCAAGUAAAAGACACAUCUCAAUAUCAACUGUUCAGAGGAGACUGCGUGAAUCAGGCCUUCAUGGUCGAAUUGCUACAAAGAAACCACUACUAAAUGACACCAAUAAGAAGAAGAUGGAUAUAAGACCGGUGGAAAUCUGUCCUUUGGUCUGAUGAGUCCAAAUGUGCGAUUUUUGGUUCCAACCGCCGUGUCUUUGUGAGACGCAGAGUAGGUGAACGGAUGAUCUCCGUAUGUGUGGUUCCCACUGUGAAGCAUGGAGGAGGAGGUGUGAUGGUGUGGGGGUGCUUUGCUGGUGACACUGUCUGUGUGAUUUAUUUAGAAUUCAAGGCACACUUAACCAUCAUGGCUACCACAGCAUUCUGCAGCGAUACGCCAUCCCAUCUGGUUUGCGCUUAGUGGGACUAUCAUUUGUUUUUCAACAGGACAAUGACCCAAAACACACCUCCAGGUUGUGUAAGGGCUAUUUUACCAAGGAGGAGAGUUAUGGAGUGCUGCAUCAGGUGACCUGGCAUCCACAAUCACUUGACCUCAACCCAAUUGAGAUGGUCUGGGAUGAGUUGGGCCGCAGAGUGAAGGAAAAGCAGCCAACAAGUGCGCAUCAUAUGUGGGAACUCCUUCAAGACUGUUGGAAAAGCAUUCCUCAUGAAGCUGGUUGAGAGAAUGCCAAGAGUGUGCAAAGCUGUCAUCAAGGCAAAGGGUGGCUACUUUGAAGAAUCUCAACUAUAUUUUGAUUUGUUUAACACUUUUUUGGUUACUACAUGAUUCCAUAUGUGUUAUUUCAUAGUUUUGAUGGCUUCACUAUUAUUCUACAAUGUAGAAAAUAGUAAAAAUAAAGAAAAACCCUUGAAUGAGUAGGUGUGUCCAAACGUUUGACUGGUACUAUAUAUAUACAGUGAGGGAAAAAAGUAUUUAAUCCCCUGCUGAUUUUGUAAGUUUGCCCACUGACAAAGACAUGAUCAGUCUAUAAUUUUAAUGGUAGGUUUAUUUGAACAGUGAGAGACAGAAUAACAACAACAAAAUCCAGAAAAAUGCAUGUCAAAGAUGUUAUAAAUUGAUUUGCAUUUUAAUGAGGGAAAUAAGUAUUUGACCCCUCUGCAAAACAUGACUUAGUACUUGGUGGCAAAACCCUUGUUGGCAAUCACAGAGGUCAGACGUUUCUUGUAGUUGGCCACCAGGUUUGCACACAUCUCAGGAGGGAUUUUGUUCCACUCCUCUUUGCAGAUCUUCUCCAAGUCAUUAAGGUUUCGAGGCUGACGUUUGGCAACUCGAACCUUCAGCUCCCUCCACAGAUUUUCUAUGGGAUUAAGGUCUGGAGACUGGCUAGGCCACUCCAGGACCUUAAUGUGCUUCUUCUUGAGCCACUCCUUUGUUGCCUUGGCCGUGUGUUUUGGGUCAUUGUCAUGCUGGAAUACACAUCCACGACCCAUUUUCAAUGCCCUGGCUGAGGGAAGGAGGUUCUCACCCAAGAUUUGACGGUACAUGGCCCCGUCCAUCGUCCCUUUGAUGCGGUGAAGUUGUCCUGUCCCCUUAGCAGAAAAACACCCCCAAAGCAUAAUGUUUCCACCUCCAUGUUUGAUGUGGGGAUGGUGUUCUUGGGGUCAUAAGCAGCAUUCCUCCUCUUCCAAACACGGCGAGUUGAGUUGAUACCAAAGAGCUCGAUUUUGGUCUCAUCUGACCACAACACUUUCACCCAGUUUUCUUCUGAAUCAUUCAGAUUUUCAUUGGCAAACUUCAGACGGCCCUGUAUAUGUGCUUUCUUGAGCAGGUGAACCUUGCGGGCGCUGCAGGAUUUCAGUCCUUCACGGCGUAGUGUGUUACCAAUUGUUUUCUUGGUGACUAUGGUCCCAGCUGCCUUGAAAUCAUUGACAAGAUCCUCCCGUGUAGUUCUGGGCUGAUUCCUCACCGUUCCCAUGAUCAUUGCAACUCCACGAGGUUAGAUCUUGCAUGGAGCCCUAGGCCGAGGGAGAUUGACAGUUAUUUUGUGUUUCUUCCAUUUGCGAAUAAUCGCACCAACUGUUGUCACCUUCUCACCAAGCUGCUUGGCGAUGGUCUUGUAGGUCUACAAUCUUGUCCCUGACAUCCUUGGAGAGCUCUUUGGUCUUGGCCAUGGUGGAGAGUUUGGAAUCUGAUUGAUUGAUUGCUUCUGUGGACAGGUGUCUUUUAUACAGGUAACAAGCUGUGAUUAGGAGCACUCCCUUUAAGAGUGUGCUCCUAAUCUCAGCUCGUUACCUAUAUAAAAGACACCUGGGAGCCAGAAAUCUUUCUGAUUGAGAGGGGGUCAAAUACUUAUUUCCCUCAUUAAAAUGCAAAUCAAUUUAUAAAAUUGUUGUUGUUAUUCUGUCUCUCACUGUUCAAAUAAACCUACCAUUAAAAUUAUAGACUGAUCAUUUCUUUGUCAGUGGGCAAACGUAUAAAAUCAGUAGGGGAUCAAAUACUUUUUUCCCUCACUGUAUAUAUAUAUAUAUAUAUAUAUAUAAAUAACACAUUUACAAAAAACAAACAUGAUGCAAUGCUUGGAUAUUAGUUUUUUGUUUAAUCUAGAAUUUUGGCUGCUAAACAAAAACUAUUUCAGUGAGGUAUAUUUCAGACUUCGCUUGUGAUAUUUGAAUUUCACCAUCUACAGAGUAGUAAUCAUCCUUUAGCUUACCCUGCUAAUCCUUUCUCCACUGUAAAGUGAACGUUUUCCUCCUUUUCUCACUCCCCCCUCUUUCCCUUCUCCUCUCUUUCUCUCUUCAGGAGAAGAGGAUAAGCUCCCUGGAUGCAGCCAACUCUCGGCUAAUGAGUGCCCUGACACAGGUGAAGGAGCGCUAUAGCAUGCAGAACCUGCGCAACGGCCUCUCGCCAACCAACCCCACAAAACUGUCAAUCACUGAGAACGGAGAGUUCAAAAACAGCAGCUGCUGA
Messenger RNA from Coregonus sp. 'balchen', 33569 nucleotides. NCBI's taxonomy places the organism in Eukaryota, Metazoa, Chordata, Actinopteri, Salmoniformes, Salmonidae. The record is from the annotation of a GenBank genome assembly.